Molecule: messenger RNA, 869 nt
Organism: Nelumbo nucifera (sacred lotus)
Lineage: Eukaryota; Viridiplantae; Streptophyta; Magnoliopsida; Proteales; Nelumbonaceae
Gene: GRI
Product: Stigma-specific Stig1 family protein
Source: RefSeq, a predicted model, not a curated record
AUUAAAACCCAUCAAGACUGAUCAAUAGAAACUUCUCUCAGUCUCUGAUCAUGGAAUAUUAAUUUUAUCAGAUAGCCGCAUUCUCAAAUACCCAGUUCGUCUCUUGCCCUCCUCACUCUCAUGGACGCCUUCCCUCGAGAGAGAAUGGCCACCACUUUCCUUAAGCUUCCCACCAUCCUCUCUGUAACUGUAAUCCUUGCUUUGGUUCUGAUCUUGCACACCCAUAUCGUUUUCUCCCAGGACAUAGAAGACGGUGAAGACUAUGUGGUGGACAACCCCUUCACCAACGCCCUGGCAGGAAAACGGUUCCUCGCCAGAAUCAGGAAGGGUGCACACUGUGACGUCUCUAGGAACAGCAUCUGUAAUGGGGUAUCGGUGAACAACGGGACCGGGCUUCUUCAGUGCUGCAAGACGCAUUGCCGCAAUGUUCUUGGAGACCGGAACAACUGUGGGCGGUGCGGGCACAAGUGUGGAUUUGCAGAGCUCUGCUGCCAUGGGAGCUGCACCAAUGCAGCCUACAACGCCAGCAACUGCGGCAAGUGCGGUAACAAGUGCUUGCCGGGAGUCAAAUGUGAGUUUGGAGCUUGUGGGUAUGCUUGAUUAAUCAUUUGUUCUCAUAAUCUUACAAGGUAGUGUGUUUACGUAAUUGACGAGGUUUGAGAUAGCUAAGGGUGACAGAGAGACGGAGAGCCAGAGAUGGAGGAGAUGAUAUGUCAUAUAUGUGAUAAUAAAAGUAGAAGAGUUUAAUGAGAAUGGGUUUGGAGUUGUUAAUUUGUGCUUUCUAGUCUUCUUCUUCAUUCUUCUCUUAGAUACAAAGGUGUAAACAAGUUUGCUCUUCAAUAAAACUGUAAAAGAAAUAUUCUUUCUUC